AUAUUUUAACGUGCUUCACCAAAAUUCCAGUCUGUCGCCACCUUGCUUGGGCCUGUUUCAUACCUGCCUAAACUCUAUUCCGCCUCCUGUUCGUCAUCAAAAUCCAAUCGCCUCUCCGCAUUCGAUUCCUCGCGAGACAAUCUUCACGAAACCAUCUCAAAAUCCAAUCUUUCGGCAAUGGGCCAAUGGCUACCUUCAAAAUUCAAUCUUGCGUCCUCCUCCUCCUCCUCCUCGUCUCCGCCCUAACCCUCUCCUCCGCCGACUCGCCGGGCUCCGAGCAACCCUCCGCCUACGAGAUGCUCGAGAAGUUCGAUUUCCCCAAGGGCAUCCUUCCGGAGGGCGUGCAGAGCUACGAGCUGAAGGGCGACGGGAGCUUCACGGUGUUCCUGGCCGGCGAUUGCAAGUUCAAGGUGGACGGCGGGUACGUGCUCAAGUACGGCAGGAAGAUCACUGGGAAGGUGGAAGCCGGGGCGCUGACCAACCUGAAGGGGGUCAGCGUCAAGAUCCUCUUCGCUUGGUUCAGCAUCGGCAGCGUCGCGCGGAGCGACGCCGCCCUCAACUUCUACGUCGGCCCUCUCUCCGCUUCCUUCCCCGUCUCCAACUUCGAGGAAUGUCCAAGCUGCAGCUGCGGUUUCGACUGCGCCACCGCCGCCGCCGCCCUGUCGGCCGAAUCAUGAGCCCGUUUAAGAUCUCUUGUUUAGAAAAAAAAAAAACAGACGGUGCGGUAAAAAGCAUUUCUUUGAUGGUGAAAAUGAAAUAAAUUCUUGUCAGCAUUGUGAAUUAGAAUCAUGCUUCAGAUCGCCGAAUCCUGUAAAAUUAGU
Zingiber officinale is the source of this 821-nucleotide messenger RNA. RefSeq lists its product as uncharacterized. NCBI's taxonomy places the organism in Eukaryota, Viridiplantae, Streptophyta, Magnoliopsida, Zingiberales, Zingiberaceae. Bases 186 to 677 code for a protein of 163 amino acids. The transcript has a single exon. The record is from RefSeq and is a predicted model, not a curated record.